Messenger RNA from Daldinia loculata, 1456 nucleotides. Its product is annotated as feruloyl esterase. NCBI's taxonomy places the organism in Eukaryota, Fungi, Ascomycota, Sordariomycetes, Xylariales, Hypoxylaceae. The transcript is spliced from 2 exons. The coding region runs from base 137 to 1369 and encodes 410 amino acids. The record is from RefSeq and is a predicted model, not a curated record.
CAGGUGUGAAUGAGGAACCGCCAGCCAUCUUUUUGGCAAAGCACCAUACCCUAAAAACAACUCGGUUAUCUUCGAACUCUGGCUGCCCGCUGCCGAGAAGUAUAACGGUAGAUUCCUAGUCGUAGGAAAUGGUGGCAUGGCGGGUGUCAUCGCCGAGAGCGAUAUGAUAGGCAACCUUAACGAAGGAUACGCAGUUGCAGGCGGCAAUUCAGGUCACUUGGCUUCCGAAAAUAACGGCGGGAAUGGAGCACCUGGUGUGUAUCUGCCAUAUUUGCACGACAAGGGGCAGGUCCGAGCAUGGAUACACAACUCGAUUGCACAGUUUACCCCGGCUGCGAGAACUAUAACGACUGCGUUCUACCGCAAAGCUCCGAAGUAUAGCUAUUACGAAGGCUGCUCUACUGGUGGUGCUCAAGGUUUUGCUCUGGCACAAUUCCACCCGGACUUGUUUGACGGUAUUGUAGCGGGAUGUCCAGGGAAUUGGUAUUCCCACCUGGCCUUGUCUUUCCUAUGGAAUGCCCAGGCGACUCAGGGCUCGAAAUCAUUGCCGCAAACUGCCCUUGAUCUCGUAACGCGGGCUGUUAUAGCGAAAUGCGAUGCCCUUGACGGCGUCGAGAACGGAGUCCUUGAAAAUCCCCUGGUGUGUGACUUCGACGUCUCGACACUGGAAUGCAAAUCCUCAGAAACAAACUCGACUGCCUGUUUGACCCCGGCACAGAUAUCAGCAGUGCAGAAGAUCUACACAGGCCCUAUUGACUCUCGAACCAACACCUCUUUGUAUCCAGGAUUCUCAUUUGGAAGCGAAAUAGAAUGGGUGGGGCAGGAAGGGAUCCUUGCAGAGGCAUUCUCAAUCCCGAUUUUACAGAAUAUGGUUUUCGGCGACUUAUCAUAUGACGCCUCAGCUUUCAACUGGGCGGCGGACGUAGAUGCGGUAGACGAAAGAGUAGGUACAUUUAUCGACGAGAUUAGCCCGGAUCUAUCGAAAUUUAAGGCAGUCGGCUCUAAGAUGAUUGUGUAUCAGGGUUGGACUGAUCCGCUCAAUGCAGCCAUGUGGCCGAUUCAGCAUCUCCACCAGAUCGAAGACUUCUUUGGCGGUGAUGUGAGCGAUUGGUUUCGGGUGUUCAUGGUACCCGGUGGCGGACAUUGUACUUCGGCUCCAAAUUAUCCACAGGUCCCAGGGACUUGGCAUGCACUUGAAGCUAUCGUGGAAUGGGUUGAGACAGGAAAGCCGCCAUCUGAAAUGUUGGGGACCGACCCUCAGGAUGAGAACUUGAAGGGGAAGACGAGUAAGCUCUGUCCUUGGCCUCAGAUUGCUCAUUUUCAAGGUGGCGAUUCAAAUGAUUGGAAUUCAUAUGAGUGCAAAGAGUGAAUAAUCAACAAACCUACAGUUAGCCAAGGUUGUAUACAUCAAUAUCUUACUUCCGCUUCAUAUAUCAAUCGCGGGGCUUAAUCUACC